AUGGAUACAUCUCAACGUGCUGUGCCACUCGGGGUCCCGAUAUCCUCAAGUGAUGAAAGCUCACAUACAUCAUCGCAUCAUAAUCAUGAUUAUCCGGUACCGUCGCAGCUUUCGCCCGACCUAGCUUGGAGUCAGCAAAACCUCCUUAGUCUUGAUGGAGGCGGUAUCCGAGGUUAUUGGACACUUCUGGUUCUGCAACAGCUCAUGAUAUGUAUUGCAAGAGAAGAAAGCCGUCAAAUGAACGGUAGCGAAGAGCAUCAUAGCUUCUACCCGUCGCAGUUUCCCUCAAACAAAAAGAAAAGCGCCGGCUCGCUCCAGGACACCGGGCUUUCACUUGGGCUUGUGUCCGUGAUGCUCGAAAAUUCCUUCCAUGUCAUUAUUUUGACUACAUAUGCGGCUCUAGCACUGGCGCGACGUUUUCGCAUGCCCGUGUGGGAUUGCUUACAAGAAUACGAGAAAAUGAGCCACUUGAUAUUCGGUAAACCACGCAUCAUCUCCCAACGGAACAUUGGAAUCGUGCAGUGGCCAAAGUUUAGUGCUACUGCUAUGGAAAAAGCAUUUCAAGAUGUCACCGCGAGAAGGCGAGAGCAAAUUCUUCGAAGCACAGAAGAUAUAACCUUUCCCUCGCCACAAGGUAUAUGCCAGACAUUUGUCACCACUCGCGGAUACGAACGCAAGAAAGACGCACCUGUGACUGUGGAGAAGCUUUAUCUACUUCGAACCUACGUUCCUGGAAGGAGAGAGCGUCUCGUGUCUAGGAGUCGACAGCUCACCAACAGCAGCACGUUCAACGAUGAAAGAAGAAAUGAAAGGUCAGCAGAUAAUUGGCAAGUCUGGCGAGUAGCACGCGCAGCGACGGCAGCGCCAAUGUAUUUUACGGAACUGGCACAUCGACAGGACGGUAUAAGUGAGAGCGGGACAGUGACCUACUUUUCUGAUGGUGGGUUCGGCGCGGAGAACAAUCCCACUGAUGAAGGUAUCACAGAGAUCCGGUCACUACAUGGUUUGGAGAACCUCGGUGCAGUCGUCAACGUAGGGACAUCUCGAAAGAAGCAACAGGCAGGCGGCAAGAGUUUCUUCAAAAGAGUCCACAACUCGUUCGAUCGCGCCACAGAUCCGGACAGUGUUGCUGCCAAGGUUGCGAGCAUGAAUCUGCCCUACGAAUGGCGUUUUAAUGAUGAAAGUGGCAUCGAUGUGGAACUGGACGAAUGGAAACCAAACGGCUAUUUCUCCAAAUCUCCUGGCGUCAAGACUCUCGAAAAAAUCAAGAGCAAGUUCAACGAAUGGGCAGCAGAUCCGGAAAAUAGCGCCUACCUCAGGCGUUGUGCCAGAGAGCUCGUCUCAAGGAGAAGAGCAAGAAUCAGGAAUUUUGCAAAGUGGGAGAUCUACGCGACAAGUGCUUCGUACAUGUGCGAGAUUGGUGAGUGCCGGAACAGGCCUAUCGCAGAUCGUACGACGCUCGAGACACACCUGAGAAGUACCCAUUCGGUUGCAGAAUCGGAGAUUUAUAGCACAGUUGGGGCAGCAACAAAAAUGUGGCGAUAUCAAAUACCGCAUGCAGAAGCUUGA
This is a messenger RNA of Parastagonospora nodorum SN15, 1569 nucleotides long. RefSeq lists its product as hypothetical. Bases 1 to 1569 code for a protein of 522 amino acids. The record is from RefSeq and is a predicted model, not a curated record. Gene Ontology annotation, cellular component: membrane. The transcript has 5 exons. Lineage: Eukaryota; Fungi; Ascomycota; Dothideomycetes; Pleosporales; Phaeosphaeriaceae. Gene Ontology annotation, biological process: arachidonate metabolic process.